Molecule: messenger RNA, 3477 nt
Organism: Metarhizium acridum CQMa 102
Lineage: Eukaryota; Fungi; Ascomycota; Sordariomycetes; Hypocreales; Clavicipitaceae
Source: RefSeq, a predicted model, not a curated record
AUGGCCAUCUCACUGGACUCUUCUGUCCUAGAUCAAUUGAACACUACCGAGUCAAGAAAGCUUCACGAGCUGACAGACAAACUGAGCACCUGCGGUGUUGGCAGGAUUGUCAACCUCCCGCAGAUCAUUGUUGUUGGCGAGCAGUCAGCGGGAAAGUCAUCCGUUCUGGAGGCUGUUUCUCAUGUCCGCUUCCCGGUCAAAGGGGACCUCUUCACUCGAUUCGCAACAGAGAUUGUCCUUCGUCAGGCAGCACAGACCCGUGUGCAUGUCAGCAUUCGAUUCGACGACAAGUCCAAGCCAACCCGGACGUUACAAAGAGUGGGAUUCAGCGAAGAUGAUCUCCCAGACAUUAUCAAGGAGGCCAAAGAAUUCAUGGGAAUAGAUUCUACAGGCCGAGGCUUUUGCAAGGACAUUCUACGACUAGAGAUUGAGGGCCCCAACAUGUAUCCGCUGACUCUCGUGGACCUCCCCGGGCUGUAUCGCGUCGAGACGGCAACCCAGUCCAUGCGAGGCAAGGAAACGGUCGACCAGCUUGUGGAAAGCUACAUGAGGCAAAAGAACAGCAUCAUUCUAGUUGUCGUCGCCGCCAACAAUCAGCUUGCCAACCAGAUUGCCCUAAAAAAGGUCAAGGAAUUCGAUCCGGACGGCGAGCGAACGCUGGGCGUCAUUACCAAGCCUGAUCUUACGUGGCCGGGGAAGCCCGAGGAACGCAGCUACAUACAACUAGCGAGAAACCAAGAGAGCGCACAUAGGCUCAAGCUCGGCUGGCACGUCUUGCGUAAUAGAGCAGAGGACGGAGACACCCUGGACGCCCGUGAUGCCACCGAGACAAGCUUUUUCGAGACGACUGCCUGGGCUACGAUUUCAAAAGACGAUUGUGGGAUUGUCAGUCUGCGCAAGAAACUAAGCAAGGUGCUUUAUAGCCAUAUCCGGCUGAAUUUGUCUGCCGUGAUGGACGACAUUGAAGGAAAACUUGGGGAGAGGCAAGAAGAACUCGGCCAAUUGGGAGCACCGAGGUCGAGUGCUCAAGAGAUGCGGUCGUUUCUCCUCAAUAUCUCACAAAAGUUUCAAAAGCUGGUAUGGGACGGCAUCUACGGCAGGUACAACGACCCGUUCUUUGGCGAUUUAGGCGGUACAAACCACAAGUUGCGCGCCCAGUUGAGAAAUUUCAACCUCGCCUUCGACCACGUACUAGCAACAAGGGGAUCCAGGCUCGCCAUUGCGCCAGACGAUGAUUGGAACAAUGCGCAGCCUCAUGCCCCCGGGUUCCUCAAAAGUUUUCUCGACGAGUAUCCGUACGACUUUCCCGAGCCAGAGUCCGUCAGCAGGGAGGCCCUCAAGACGCACCUGGAGAGUCGAGCGGCGGCCAACCAAGGCUGUGAAUUCCCAGGCUCCCACAACUCGGAUCUCAUUGUCCAGCUACUCCAGACACACGCUUCGCCAUGGAAGCAUAUCGCUGCAUUCCACAUCAGGCAGGUUACGUUCGUGGCCAAGGCGUUUGUGGACCAACUGAUUCGCCACAUCGUUGGUCAUCCGGACGGGAGCCCGACAACCGAGGCCAUUCUUUGCGGCUGCGUCGACCCAUUCUUUGCAGAAAAGGAGAAGCUCCUCAUGGAGAAACUCGAGGAGCUUCUCCAGCCGUAUUCAAGGGGCUACGCCAUGCCUCUGGACGUCGAGUUUCGUCAAAUGGUCACGAACAGGACCGUCAACCGUCUGGCUGAACGAUUGGCCGAGUUGUCAGCGGAGAAGCAGAUGAACCCUACAGACGCUUUCGAAUUCGGGAAACUCAAGAGGGACAUGCUGAGGGAAGCCGCGUCUACCCUCGAUGCAGUCGAUGGAGGGCAGUUUGGAACGGAAAAGAUCAUUGACAUGAUGCUGGCGUAUUACGAGGUAAGCUGCUGUCAGCUUAUAACAACAACCUUCUCGGCACUGCGCGCCAUAGAGGGCGGUCUCAUUCAAGACUUGCCAAACAUUCUCACGCCGACCCAGGUGGACAAAAUGGAAGAAGGGCAAGUCAAGAAGCUGGCGGCCGAAGCAGAAGAAGCCCAGGUUCGCCGCGAGCAGCUGCAAGUGGAAAGUAACGUCCUGCGAGAAGGCCUCGAGCAGUGCCGCAAAUACAAACCCAGAGGCGUGACUGUUGUGCCAUCCUCAAGGUCAAGAAUUCAGCCGGUUAUCGAAAGGCGCAGUGUCUCAGAUCAAUGCCAACUCACUGCGGAUUCCGGUCCUCUGUUUACAUCACCAGCCAGACCGGCAGCUCCAGACGGGCUUCUCGCUCCUCCUGCGAUUGAGUCACUCACGGCGUCCGCAUCAUCCGGAAGACCAGCAUCUCCGUUGUUCCAAAUUCCAUCCGCCGUACAAGGCAAGUUGACACGACCUUGUUCCAGUGUGGCUCCAGCACCGGGAGUAUAUUUGGUAGAGAUUCAGCUUUCACAGUAUCAACAAGCUCUGAUUCUGGUGGCCUAUUUGGUUCGAGACCUCGGCCUUCUGCUCCAUUCUCAAACUCCGGUUUCGAGAGGACCUUUGGAUUUGGUGACGGCCAAAGGUGAGACAGACUAUUCAACCAAACUCGACAUUCAGCCCCAAUUACGCAUUGUCUGGUUAAUCUACUCAACGUCAUCAUGUUGUAGAAUACGCCUCUCUCCUCCGUCAAUCGUUGCGGACCGUCAAACGCAACCACCUCACCAGCCGCGAGCACGACCACCUUGUCGUAAUUCCCAAUAUCGAAUCUGCUUCAGAGUCCGUGUUGGCCGUUGCCUCGCCCAGAAGCAUCAGCUUGGAUUCGCGAGCCAAGACGCGGCACGGAGAGAGGAGUUGGCGUUGCCCGCGAGAAGAGCUGCCGCCCUCGGUAUCAACUCGUGUACAAGGUCCAAGUUUGCCGUGCAACAACAGGCCCGUAUAAUACUCUCAUACCUCUCAGCCCGUCAUGCUCAUGGCUGUGAAAUCGUCUCUGAUGAGCUCGAGCAAACUGAUGGCGGUAUAUGCCACGGAUGCGGUGAGAGGCUGGCCGAGGACAAAAACGUACAGAGAAAACAUGACCAGGAGAGCAAUGACGGGAAUGCAGUACGCCGCUUCGCUCACUGCUGUCAAGAGCAGGUCAAUCUUCCACAAGUGGUGUUGCUCCACGGAUCGAGAUUCCUUCAGCAGGUCCACGACCAUGUCUUCCCAACCGAAAUACUUGACGACUCUGACGGAGCGCAAAAACUCGGACGCGACCGUGAUGCGGCCGUCUUGUACAUCCUUGAGCGACUCUUGCUGUUCCUCGCUCGUGUUCACCAGCCAGGCCGUGAUGAAGGAGCCCGGGAACAUGAUUCCCAAUUCAACCAGACACGGCCAACCGACAAUGUAGUAGAGACUUGCGACGGAACCGAUACAACCCAUGGGUAUGCCGGCAACAAUCACGAGCACAACUGGCAUCACAAUGGCGGUGUGGGUGCGCGAACACGGACAAGAGAGACAACCAACAUUUUUCCCGAGUAA